This is a messenger RNA of Linum trigynum, 408 nucleotides long. The record is from the annotation of a GenBank genome assembly. Lineage: Eukaryota; Viridiplantae; Streptophyta; Magnoliopsida; Malpighiales; Linaceae.
AUGCUCUGCUUCGGGGCUCCAGCCGGACGUCACCGAUUGGGUAUCGGUGGAGAAGAGGAACGACUCUCCGCCGGGGCUCAAGGUGAAGGACAGGCCGAAGCUGUCGGGGCUGUUGCUGUCCGGUGGGUCGAAGGGCGCGCCGCUGAAGAACUGAUGAUGAUCGACGGCGGCGGAGGAUGGGUUGUUUUGAAUUUGGUGAUGAUAGUCGGAAUUGGGGAACAUGAUGGAUUCGUCGGAAGGAAUCUGGGAGGUGUAGGUAUCUGGGUAAGUGGAGAAUCCGAGGUCGUGUGGAUCCAUGAUCAUGGAUUUGAUGAAUGGGCGAUUCGAUCAGGGAGGGGACGAGAGGAUGCGAUGCGAGAUAAUCAAACAACGGUGGGAUUUAUGUGUUUAAAAAGCGGAGGAGACUGA